Molecule: messenger RNA, 291 nt
Organism: Closterium sp. Naga37s-1
Lineage: Eukaryota; Viridiplantae; Streptophyta; Zygnematophyceae; Desmidiales; Closteriaceae
Source: the annotation of a GenBank genome assembly
AUGAAGGCCAACGUCCUUCCCCCAAUGUCACCACCUUCCACUACUGAUCGCACUCACCCCACCUCCAUGCUCCCUCCUUCCCCCUCCCCUCCCAUUAUCCUCCCCACAGCCUUCAUUGUGUGGCUAAUGAAGGCCAACGUCCUUCCUGAAGCCACGCCUUCGGUGCUCAGCCAGGUGGCCUUCCAAGCGCUCAUCCCUUGCUUCAUGAUGACCAAGGUCGCCUCUACUCUCUCCGUACAGCCUCUCUCCUCGCUCGCUUUCCUGCCUCUCCUCGCGAUCUUUCAGCUCUAA